Malassezia sympodialis ATCC 42132 is the source of this 1947-nucleotide messenger RNA. RefSeq lists its product as uncharacterized. Gene Ontology annotation, biological process: heme biosynthetic process. Gene Ontology annotation, cellular component: mitochondrion. Lineage: Eukaryota; Fungi; Basidiomycota; Malasseziomycetes; Malasseziales; Malasseziaceae. Gene Ontology annotation, molecular function: pyridoxal phosphate binding; 5-aminolevulinate synthase activity. The record is from RefSeq and is a predicted model, not a curated record.
AUGCUUCCGUUCUCUUCGUCCCGCGUGCGGGCGCUGUGCCCGUAUCUGCGCGGUAUGAGCCGCGAAAAGCUGCACAAGCUGUCGCGUUCUCUUUCUGUGGCUAGUGGCGGCCAGCUCCUGCUGGCUCGCGCCAAGCAAUGCCCUGUUAUGAGCCAGUCGAUUGCUCAGUCGAAUGAUGGCUCCUCGGCGAACGAGACGCUUGGCGGUGCCUCGGCCAGCACUAUGCAGCCUCCUCACCCCGUCUCGCGUUCGUGGGUCGAGCGCCACGGCGGCGUGUGUCCGGUGGGUGGCCACACCCUUUCGGUGAACUCGAAACGUUCGUACACCACGCAGAGCUUUGCCCCCAAGGCCUCCAUGGUCAUGUUUGACCACGACAAUCAGGUGGAGCAGGCUGCCCCCACGACGACGCUGCCGCCGUACCAGAAGCGCACGCCGGGUUCGGGUCUGGGACCGCUGCCGGAGCCUGUGGCGAAGGACGGCCCGGGGUUUGAUUUUGAGCGGUUCUACCACGACCAGCUCAAGACGAAGCACGAGCAAAACACGUACCGCUACUUUAACAACAUCAAUCGCCUUGCGGAGCGUGCGCCGAUGGGCCAUCUGACGGAAAACGAGGGCCACGAAAUUACGGUUUGGUGCUCGAAUGACUACCAAAACAUGUCGCGCCACCCCCGUGUGAUUGCAGCCAUGAAGAAGACGCUCGAAAAGUAUGGUGCCGGCGCUGGUGGUACGCGCAACAUUGCCGGGCACAACAUGCACGUCGAGCACGCGGAGGAGGUACUGGCGCGCCUGCACCGCAAGGAUGCAGCGCUCGUGUUUGGCUCGUGCUAUGCAGCCAACGACGCGACGCUUACAGUGCUGGGCUCCAAGCUGCCGGACUGUGUUAUUCUGAGUGACAGCAGCAACCAUGCGUCGAUGAUUCAGGGCAUCAAGCAUAGCGGAGCGAAGAAGAUGAUCUACAAGCACAACGACAUGGCCGAUCUGGAGGCAAAGCUCCAGUCGCUGCCAGUGUCUGUGCCCAAAAUCAUUGCAUUCGAGUCGGUGUACAGCAUGUGCGGGACGGUCGGCCCAAUCGAGGAGACGAUCGCGCUUGCGAAGAAGUACGGCGCGAUCACCUUCCUGGACGAGGUACACGCCGUCGGUAUGUAUGGUCCGCACGGCGCGGGCGUCGCCGAGCACCUGGACUGGAUGCUGAACGCGACGAUGCCGCCGGGCCGCCUGCGUGGCACAGUCAUGGACAAUGUGGACAUUAUCACUGGCACGCUCGGAAAGGCGUACGGCAAUGUGGGUGGCUACAUUGCCGGCUCGAACCGCAUGGUGGACCUGAUCCGCUCGUACGCGCCGCAGUUCAUCUUCAGCACGACGCUGCCGCCCUCGGUGCUCGUGGGUGCAGCGACGGCCGUUGAAGUGCUUAUGGAGUCGAACCACACGCGCCAGCUGCAGCAGAUCCGCACGCGCGAGCUGAAGAAUGCCCUACUGGAUGUGGGCAUUCCCCUGCAGAGCAACCCGUCGCACAUCGUGCCGGUGCUCGUGGGAUCGGCGGAGCUGGCCAAGGAGGCGUCGGAUAUGCUGCUCAACGAGCACGGAUGUUAUGUGCAGCCGAUCAACUAUCCGACCGUGGCUAUGGGUCUGGAGCGCCUGCGCAUCACGCCGACGCCGCAGCACACUUCAGAACACGUGGCACACCUGGUCGGCGCACUCCAGCAGGUGUGGAAGAAGCUGGGUCUGCGCACUGUGGACGACCUUUUGGCUACGCCGCCGGGCACGGACCCGCUCGCUGACCUGUUCCGUCGCUCGCAGUUCGAGGACGACACGGCGCCGCUGUGGAGCGAUGCGAUGCUGGCGCUGCCGAGCGAGAUGCUCACCGGUAGCAGCUCGGCAUCGCUGCGCUGCCGCUGCACGCAGACGCCCUCGUCUCACGCCCGCGUGUCGUCCGCUCUGUCGGCCUAG